This is a messenger RNA of Closterium sp. NIES-67, 2079 nucleotides long. The record is from the annotation of a GenBank genome assembly. NCBI's taxonomy places the organism in Eukaryota, Viridiplantae, Streptophyta, Zygnematophyceae, Desmidiales, Closteriaceae.
CUAGGUGUGUGUGUGUGUGUGCUAGAGCGCAGUUCAGAACCAGGUACUCUCCCAAGCAAGAGACUCCCAGUACAGAGCGAGUGCGGUGGACAGUAUUCAUCCUCUAAACUUCCAGGCACUGCGUGGCUAUAACUUCCGGCUUCAAUCCCGUCUGCUGGCUUAUCCGCUUCCCCCGUGCCAUCGUCACCUCCGCCUCCCCUGCCAUGGCAGCUCCGCCCGCCGUCAAACUCACGCGCCCACCGCUCCCCGUCGUCCCGCCGCACCGCCUUUCACCGGACUGUCGUCCGCAUUCCUUGCGGGGAUCACGGCGCCACCACGCGAUCUCCCCAUGCCACCAGUCCGCUCUCUCCGCACUCUCCGCACUCUCCCCCCUCUCCUCCCUCUCCUCCCUCUCCUCCCUCUCCUCCCUCUCCUCCCUCCACUCCUCGGGAUCCUUCAAUCCUCCUCGCCCUAAUGCGCUCUCUCGUUCCGGUCAACAUUCCCGCGUCCCCUGCUCAAGAACCACGCGCCUCGCUUUAAUCCGCGCAGCGUGGGGGUCGGAUCGACGGGGCGACGGCGGCACUGGCAGCGCGAGCAGCGUGGGUGGCGCGGGUAUCGCGGGGUCGCGCCAUCAUCGGGCAGGAAAAGUCUCCGCCAAUGGCGAAGCCACGACGAACUUCGCCGAAACGUCCGCGACAGUUACCGGCGUCGUGCCUGCGCGGCGAGUAUUUCGUGGGGAGGCGGAGAGGGGAAGCGCGGAACGGCUGCGGCAAGAGCAACUGCGCGAGCGGGCUUUGCGGCUAGGCGGGUUCCUGGAGCGAGACGCCGAGGCGCUGGCGGUGCGGGAGGCGCGGCCCGAGGAGUAUUGGGAGGCUGCUGACGUGCACUGCGCUGCGUUCUUCCCGCACGCGCCAUUCCCGCUUAAUUAUAUUCUACGAUGGGACAGGGUCUCGGCGAUCCUAGCCAACCUCAGCAUGCCACGUGGCACGUACAAGAAGUGUCUAGUGGCCUUUGACUCGCCAGUCUUCGUCCAAUCCCUCCCUCCGCCCUUCGCCCUCACAUCCGCUGCUGCCAUCGCUGCCUCUUUCACUACCUCCUCCUCCCUCUCCUCCUCAUCCCCUACCACCUCACCUGCACCCCUGAUCAAACCCCACUCCUCACUCCCUGCGCGAGCGUCCACCCCGGCGUGGAAGGACUUCGACGGCGAGCGCGACAUAUUCGGCGGGCCAAUGCUGCGGCCCGUGCUGGCGUCCAUGCUGCUGGGCCCGCCCGUGCUCUCCUGGACCUUCUCGGGGCUCAACGUGGGCCCACGGGGGGUGGUGGGGUCCGUCACCGUUGACACCGCAGGGGAGUUCCUGCCGCGCCGCAGGCCACACAACAGACGAAGGACCGGCAUCGCAUACAUAAGCAACAUGGCAGUGCGGGCGGUGCGGAGGAGAAGGGGCGUGGCAGGGAGGCUCCUAGCAGAGGCGGAGGCACAGGCGCAGCAGUGGGGAUGCAGGACAGCAGCGCUGCACUGCGACGUGCGCAACGAGGGCGCCCUGCAGCUGUACCUGCAGCACGGGUACCGGGUCAUUCGACCCCCGCUGGGGGCUGUGUGGCCCCAGCCCAUGGCGUCGGAGGGACAGGACCUGCAGCUGCUCUUGAAACGGCUGGGAUAGGGGGACGGAGGGGCGUGAAUUGGGGGGGGGGUAGGGGAAUGGAGUGGGGAUUUGGCGAUUUGUGUUGUGACAAUGAUCCCGAUGGAUGGCAGGCAAAGGCUGGGAGCCAGGCUGGAUUGACUUUGUGGGGUGAAGUAAGGUCGGCAGGUUGGCAUGGCAUGGCAGCAUCUCAGCACAGUGAAAGCGCUGGCCCUCACAGGGGCUGGGGUGGAGAGCCAGCCUGCUAGGCUGCUAGGCUGUGAGUGACACACGAGGAAUGGGGAGAAUGGGCGGCACGCAGGGCCUCAGAUGUCAGGCCAAAAGGCCUGAAAGCAUGUAUAUCAGGUGUUUUCUAGGCAUACCCUGAUUUUUCAGGUUUUGAUUUUUGUCAAACCUGAAAUUUAUGUGUUCCCAUUCUCUAAGGCCUGAAAAAUAGUGUGUUGUUUUACCGAGCCUGACG